Molecule: messenger RNA, 684 nt
Organism: Drosophila grimshawi
Lineage: Eukaryota; Metazoa; Arthropoda; Insecta; Diptera; Drosophilidae
Product: rhodanese domain-containing protein CG4456
Exons: 3
Coding region: 44-544 (166 amino acids)
Cellular component (GO): mitochondrion
Molecular function (GO): thiosulfate-cyanide sulfurtransferase activity
Source: RefSeq, a predicted model, not a curated record
CUGAGUCCAGUUGCGGUCGCUGUAUCUUUAUUGUAUUUCCAACAUGCGGCUGAUUAACGUUAUAGUCGGCGUCGCUGCCAUCGUCUGUGUCGCUCUGCUGUCGCCUAUUAUAAGUGCGGCAACAACGGCAAAUAAUGAGCUUAGUGCUGAUCUUUCGUCGGCAGGCAAGCGAAGUGAAAGUACAGUUUUGAGCAGUGGUGCGAUGGCAACAUAUGAGCAGGUGAAAGAUGUGCCCAAUCAUCCGGAGAUCUAUUUGAUUGAUGUGCGCAAUCCAGAGGAGCUGACGGCAACUGGCACCAUUCCGGCCAGCAUCAAUAUACCCUUGCCCAGUUUGGAGUCCGCUCUGCAGGUUGAGCCGGAGGAGUUUGAACAGACCUAUGGACGCGCCAAACCAGCAAAGGAUGCGAAAAUAAUAUUCACUUGUCGCUCCGGCAGACGUGCCCAGGAGGCCGAAAAAAUCGCCAAGGCUGCUGAAUUUACCAACUUGAGUGUCUACCACGGCUCCUGGCUAGAGUGGGCUGAAAAGGAAGGUCUGCCGCAGUGAGAUCGAUUAUACAAUUUCCAUUUGCACUCGUUGGCCUUUUUAUAACUCAAUUUCAAUCUAUUAUUUUAUUUUACACGAGAAGUACAUUGUAGAAAAAUGGUUUCGGAAUAAAUUAAGUCGUUUAAAGCAAGUAUACAAAA